AUGGAUCAUGACUCAGGCAAAGGGAAGCUGGAGAGAGCGCCAAAGUACGACGGGAGCGACUAUUGGACUUGGAGCUUCCGAUUCGAGCAAUGGGCAGAGGCACACGAUCUAUGGGGGUACAUUGAUGGUUCGGAGGAGCGGCCUGUAUCGGAUGAGUUGAUUCGCUUGGUACGGGAGUUCGGCGGCAAGACCGAGUUGGGAAACGCACCUGUUGAUGGCGGAGCAAGAGCGGUCACCCGAGUUCCUGCAGGCACAGCAGCGGCAUACGCACGAGUGAAGGAGUUCUAUCUUCAGCGUAGAUUGUGUAACUGGAUGGGACUCUCUGAGGAACUCUCUUCCUUGAAGAUGAAGGAAGGGGAGGGAGUGGCUGCAUACUGGGCGCGUGCCGAGGACUUGAGGUCCAAGUACUUGGCUGCAGGAGGGAAGGAGGAGGUUGAAGAGUGGAUAAUGAGGGUACGCAAAGGACUACCUCCUCACUUUGAGAUGCUGAAGGUAGUGCUGAACAACCAAUCACCAUCGCUUACUAAGGAUCAGCUGCUUACCUCCUUGAGGAGCGAGGAGAUGCGGAUUGGUGUCGAACCAAGAUCGGAUGGUGUAUCCACUUUUGGAGCGGGUACGAAAGUGGGCAGCAGCGGCAGGGGAAAUUGGGACAAGGGCGGAAAGCAUGGAGGCAGCGGUAGCAGCAGUGGCACCAACUCGGGCAGAAGGGGUCAAGGAAAAGGCAAAGCGGGAGUGCUUGAUUUCCCCUGGGGGUCCAAGGGCAUGGCUCCUCGGGGGUUGUGUCAUGGCUGUUGGGAUGAGGGACAUGCAUGGCAGCGAUGUCCUCAUCGACCUAAGGGAGGCAUUCCGACAUUCUUAAAGCGGGGGGGUCGUGGAUCCAACUGCAAGACACAGGUGGCGGAUGAGGAGGAGCAGGAUGAUAAGGCAGAGGCAGUGGUUGGAGAGGCAGUUGCAGCAGUGGGAGAGGAGCAGUUGCGAGAGGGGUGGUGGAUUGACAGUGGGGCCAGCCACAACUUUACUCCUUAUGCAUCGGAGUUCAAAAGUAAGCUUCAGCCACCAGAGGUUUGGGGAGUUAGAUUGGGAGAUGGACGGGUGGUGAAAGCUAUUGGCAUGGGUGAGGUGCCAUUGGUUGGUGCUGGAGUGCGCACACCGUCACUGGGAGGAGCGGUGUAUGUCCCCAGUCUCAUUGACGACUUCACCAGACGAGUUUGGUCGUUCCCACUCCCCAACAAGGAAUCGGCCAAAGUCGCAAAAGUCCUUCGCCAGUGGCAUAAGGACGUGGAGUUGGAGUGUGGGCGGAAGCUGAAGGCUGUUCGCUUCGACAGGGGUGGCGAGGUCACCCACAGUGCUUUGCCUGCCUCCAUCAUACCAAUGGAGGUGUGGUCCGGCCAGAAGCUGCAUGUGGGCAUGGCUCGGAUUUGUUGUUGCAUGAGGAGUGUCAUGCUGCAUGGGCAUGAGAAGGGUGGCAAGCUUGAUGCACGGGCUGUCAUGUGUGUCUGUGUUGGGGUGGACAUGGAGAGCAAGGGUUGGCGCAUGCUGGACCCUUCUCUCAUGCGCAUUCGCAUUGCUCGGGAUGUUGAUUUUCUUGAGAAUGUGAUGUGGAAGAACUGGGACAAGGCAAAGGGAUUUGGGGAGCUUCUGCAGGAUGCAGCUGCGAUUUCCCAACUCCUCCCUCUUCCACUCUCGCCACCCUCAGCAACGGCUGACGACGUUGAGAUGCCACCUUCAUCACUGCCACCAGCACCGCUGAUUGUGUCGGUGCAGCAGCAGCUAAGUGGCCCCUCGGUCAUUCAGCAGAGAUCCGCUACACAGGCUACUUCCCCUUCCUCCUCCUCUGGUCAGCGCUCUGUCCCUCUCUCUACGGGUGCCCCUACGUCACCGGCGACUACCUCCCCACCACCGGUUAUGGGUUUGCAGGUGUCUGGUAUCCAGUCUGGUACAGGUGGUGAGGAGGUAGGGGGGGAUGCUGGUGUGGUUGAGGGAAUGCUGUGUUUGGCUAGGGAGGUGGAAGGUGUUGCAUUGGCAGGUCAAGGAGGUGCUUGCUCAGAGGUACCAGAUGAAGGAUCUAGACCCUCAAUGGCCCCUCGCGGCCCCCUUCGCGGCCCCGUCGCCGCCCUUCCAGGCCCUUCGCGACCCCUUCGCGGCCCCGUCGCCGCCCCUAUCGGCCCCUUCGCCAACCUUUCCUGCCCCUCGCGGCCCCUUGGCGGCCCCGUCGCCGCCCCUAUCGGCCCCGUCGCCGCCCCUUGCGGCCCCGUCGCCGCCCCUAUCGGCCCCGUCGCCGCCCCUUGCGGCCCCGUCGCUGCCCCUUUCGGCCCUGCCCCGACCCUGUCGCGGCCCCGUCCCGGACCUGCCCCGACCCUGGCCCUGCCCUGA
Messenger RNA from Closterium sp. NIES-65, 2373 nucleotides. The record is from the annotation of a GenBank genome assembly. Lineage: Eukaryota; Viridiplantae; Streptophyta; Zygnematophyceae; Desmidiales; Closteriaceae.